This is a messenger RNA of Eucalyptus grandis, 2231 nucleotides long. RefSeq lists its product as uncharacterized. Gene Ontology annotation, cellular component: membrane. The coding region runs from base 300 to 1922 and encodes 540 amino acids. The record is from RefSeq and is a predicted model, not a curated record. The transcript has 11 exons. NCBI's taxonomy places the organism in Eukaryota, Viridiplantae, Streptophyta, Magnoliopsida, Myrtales, Myrtaceae.
AAAGCCAACAAAGAGAUGAAAGCAAUCAUCUUUUCACAUUGAAACUGAAUGUCUCCUCUUUCUCCCUUUAGGCAUGGUAGGCCGAUGCCAUCUGUUGGAAAAUUGGCCGCAUGAGUUUUGUACUUUACUUGCUUGCAACUCUACUUGCACAUAUGAACCUCAGACCUCUUGCCCAAACCAUCUCUCUCUCUCUCUCUCUUUCUUUCUGGUCGACGAACUUUUGUUACGGAGUCUUUAUGGAAUGAUCACUCCUAGAGAAAUUGAUACAAGUUUUUCUCUUUAAUGGGUUUCAAGCAGAAAUGGGCUCCAGAAGUUGCAGACAAGCUGUCCUCCCUAUUCUUUUGAUGAUCGUUUUCUCCGGAGUCAGCUCGAAAGUUAUUGCAGGGAAUGCAUUAUCAUCCCACAGUCGUGCACCAGGGAGACAUCUCCUUCAGGUUGACAGUGCUUCAGAUACCGUAAGGUACUCGGGUGACGACACUGUUAGAGUCGAUCCGCUCGACAAUUUCAAGAAAUACAGAGGAGGAUAUAACCUAACCAACGUGCACUAUUGGAGCUCGACAAUAUUUACAGGAGUCUAUGGAUACACCAACGCAAUCUUGUGGCUGCUGAUUGGGGUAGCAUUCGGGUUUUACAUGCUAUUGGUCAGGUCUUGUGUUGGGAGUACAGGAAAUUGCAGAGAACUUCAGAAGAGAUCACAAUGUCACAAGCUAUGCCCUCUGUGGCCUGUUCUAAUUGCCUUUAUCUUCAUGGUCUUAGCAAUAGUGGCAGUUGGGUUAGUGCUUGGGGCCACUGCUGAAUUCCAUUCGAGGGCGAAGACUGUAGUGAACAUAAUCAUUGACACAGCAGACGAUGCAUCGGAAAAGAUAUACAACACCACAGGAGCGAUAAGGGGCAUCAAGGACACUUUACUAGUGUCUGGAAGCAAAUAUACCUCUACCUCUCUCAUGACCACGUCCGAGAAAUUGGACUCUGAGGCUGCCAAUAUCCAAAGACAGGCUAGGAACAACCGGCGAUUGAUCAACAAGGGCUUGGAGAUAGUGUACAUAGUAACCACAGUGACCAUAUGCUUGAACUUAGUUGCCGUCAUAGCUCUGUCAGUUUCUGGGUUUUUAAGACUACCGCGUCUGCUUUACUGGUUGAUCGCAUUAUGUUGGCUAUUGACAGUCCUCUGCUGGAUCUUCUUCGGGUUUUAUUUCUUCUUAGAAAGGUUCUCGAGCGAUACAUGCACAGUUCUGGACGACUUCCAACAAGAUCCGAACAACAACAGCUUGAGCUCGAUCCUCCCCUGCGAUGAAUUUCUCUCGGCAAAGCCCAUUCUCUCAGGUGUCAGCGCACGAAUAUACGAUAUGGUCAACAAGGUGAAUGCAAACAUAUCAAAUCUUCAGGCGACAUUGUUCCCAAAUCUCAUGUACGUCUGCAACCCGUUCUCGCCGCCACCUGAAUAUUUGUACCAGCCGGAUAAAUGCCCUGGGAACACAAUUCGAAUAGGAGACAUCCCAAAGGUAUUGAAGAUCUUCACUUGUUCUGACCCGAAUGGUGGUAACUGCUCCGGCAGCCAGUUCAUAUCUGCCAGCAAUUACAAGAUAGUCGAGGCCUACACGAGCUCGAUCCAGAGCCUGCUAAAUGCUUACCCAGGCAUGGAGAGCCUGAUCGAAUGCCAAUCGGUGAAGGAUGCAUUCUCACAGAUCCUAACCAGACAUUGCAGGCCACUAAAGAGGUACGCCCGGAUGGCCUGGGCGUCCCUCAUGCUCCUUUCGGCGAUCAUGGUGUUCCUGGUCCUGAUAUGGACCACGAAGGUGAUCCAGGACAAGAAACAUCGACAUUCUGAUGGUUCAGUGAAGCCUCACUUGGGAGAACUGGAUCUGCAGGAACCUGGGAAAACUAAAGGAUUCCAGGAUAAUGUUGGUUACGGCUCUGUCUAGGGAAUGUUUAGAACUUGUUUGAUUUUUCGGAAGGAAAAAUUGCGCAAGCGAAUUCCAAGAACCCGGGUUAUAGGAGAGAUAUAGAGAGCGAGAGAUCCGAGACUGUUUCAUAGCUUUGAGGUGAACAGUUGCUGGAAUCUCCCAGGAAAGAAGAGUAAGCAAAGAUUUGAAUUCUUUUAGACAGGGAUACAUGGCUUUUUGUUUUUAACUAUAGGGAAAAAUGUCAAUCAGGGGAUUCAACCCCGCCAUACAAUUCAUUGUAAUUUUAAUUCUAUAAGCAACUGGAAAGGCAAUGGAAUUGUCAAGAUG